Oryzias melastigma (Indian medaka) is the source of this 5077-nucleotide messenger RNA. RefSeq lists its product as uncharacterized. The coding region runs from base 1254 to 3587 and encodes 777 amino acids. The transcript has 6 exons. NCBI's taxonomy places the organism in Eukaryota, Metazoa, Chordata, Actinopteri, Beloniformes, Adrianichthyidae. The record is from RefSeq and is a predicted model, not a curated record.
AUGAUGGUGACACGGUUGUGAGUUUUUUUGACUACCCCUUUGUGUUUUGCAGGUCAGCUGUCACUCCUCCUGGAUGGUUCCUCCUUUCCUGGUGCUCUCUGUGGAGGAGCGCACAGCUGUCUGCACUUUGCAAUCAAGUCUAUUUAAGUUGCAGCUUUUCUGUUCUCAGUGUCGGUGCGUCCCUGUUAGGACCGUGAGUUUCUUGCUUUAGCCGACACUGAGGUUUGCUAUUCUUUAGUUUUUUCUUAGUCUUCUGCUUUUUGUCCUUUAGCAGUUUUCCCUCUGUGAGGUGUCUUUGUUUAUUAAAUAACUUACACUGCAUUACCGAGUCCAAGCCUGAUUAUCUCUGCUCCUGGGUUCUCGUCACUCCAGCCGUUACAGAUGGAUGGAUGGAAGGAUGGAUGGAUGGAUUAAUAGACUCUACAGUAAAAAUACCAGAGUCCAGAAAAACAGAAUGAGGUUAAAGGUCAGAAAAUCCUCCUGUUGCCUUAAUUUGUGAGACACUGCUGAACAUUUCAGAACACAAUGAGCUGCAAUCUUUAAUGUUUUAUACAAAUGCGACGUCUGCAUUCUUCCUGUUUUCUCUGCCUGUGAUCCGCAUCAGUUGACAGAAAUCCUGUCAGUAGUAACCAUACUUGAUUUUUUUUUUUUUGCUUCUAUUUUGCUCAUGAAAUCUGCAGUAGAUCGCUAGAAUUUGCUUUCCCAGCAUGCAUCUGUUGAGGGGGAUCCAGGGUGAAGAGAAGGAAAAUGGUUGAUUGAAAGGCGUGUUUCCUCAGCUUGUGUUGCCUCUCUGCAGCAGACCCUGCCUCCUUUGCAGAGGACUUUCAGUCACAGUGGAAAACAUCCACAGGGAGAAGACGGCGGGUGAUUGGACAAUCCGUCUUUAAAGGCUGCCAAUGAGGCUCCAUCCUGGCUGCGUGUUUCCCCCUCCAUCACUGAACGCUCUGUCAGCCUGCGCACAUCUCCAUGACUGCAGUGCUGCAUGCACACACGCUCUUGGGUCUGUUUGCGUGUGCAGGAUGCCAACAUCUCCAGCUGUGGAGGAGGGAGAGAGGAGAGGUGGAAGAUCCUGAGAACAGACGAGGAGGAAAGAGGACAGAAAGCUCUGGACCGCCAGGGAACAGAUGCUGCGGAGACCGUGGAAAGGAGGGAACGAGUGAGGGAGGGGCACACGACCAGGAGACCGUCUGAAGGAACAGGCAGAAUCGCUGAUUUUCGCCGACCGAAGGCACCUCUGUUCGGUUGCCGUGGUGAUGGGCUGCUGGCUCUCUGGACCGUGGACGGGUGACCCCUUGGUGAGUGGGCGGAGUCUCGUUCACCUGAGCCAACAGGAUGCUUUGCGGAUCAUGGAAACCAGUCAACGUCCAAUCACACUGCAGUUCAAAAGCCAAAGAGGGCGGCGCUCCAAUGCAGGUGGAGGAUCCUGGGAACCCCUGCCCCUCAACCUGCAUCACCUUAAUUUGCCCCUCCCACUGAUGGGACCUGAGCUGAACAUGUCCAGCCCCUCCUACCAGGACAGACAUUACUUCAGCCGUCUGCCCCAGGAUCCCUGUGAUGGAGGGAGAUGCAGCUACCUGCCGGACUCCCCACAGGACACGGUGGACAUCAACCAUCAGGAUCUUGGACUGAGAGCUCGUCGCCCCCAGGGAAUGAACUGCCUCAUGGGGUGUUGCGGGACUGACUUAGAGGAACCUCCCACCUGCCACAGCCAGACAGAUGAUGAAGAUUUCAUGCUGGAAAAGCCUCAUGGUUACUUGCCCCUCCACCAUGAGCUGGACAGUGGCCUGGGCUGGACGGACGGUUCCCUCCACCAAGGUGACCUCUCAGGCCUGGAGACUGAGGAGGGAGGUCUGGACGACUGUCACCCGCAGGGCCCCCGUGUCCCUGGGGGUUGUGGGGGAUUCGGAGGUGGCGGCUCUCCUUCCUCUGAGUCCUUCAUCUCCUCGGAGCUCAGCGACUCCGGCUUCUACAGCGUGAGCACCGGGGAGUUUAGGCACUUCCAGAGGCUGCUGGAGAGGAGGAUGCGUUUGUACAAUGCCAGGAUGCAACACCAGGGGGAGCCAUGUGAGAGGCGUGAGAGGCGGGACAGUUGCCCCAAGAGUCACCGCGAGUUGUUGGAGGCUAUUCCAGAGACGCUGACCAUGCAGCCGCCGUGUCAGCGGCUGCUGCACGAGCUGGACCAGGGAGCUCACGCAGGCAUGGAAGGACCGGGACGGGGACUGUUCAGGGUCUCGUCAGUCCAGUUCCACAAAGCUGACCGGCCCUGUCUCAACCGCCACAGCUCCAGCAGUGGAGCCCUCUUCAACCCCUCCCACACCCAACCCCCACGACUAAUUGGCCCGGUCCUCUCCACCUGCAGCACCCCUUCCAGCCAUCGGAGGCCCCCAGAAACCCUACAAGCCCAGCAUCACCAUCAGGGCUCCAGCUCCGUGGGCGUGCUAAGGAGAAGCCGAACUUUGCACCACCGCCCCCCUCCGCAGGAGUACCGCCGCCGGGCAAGCCACCCAGCAUCUCCCUCCUACUGCGCUGCAACACUUCACCACUGCGGAGGCAUCGCCCCAAACAGCCUCAGGCCCACCAGCCAGCUUGAGGUUAUGGGCGGUGUGAUGGUCUCUCCACCUUCAAGUCUCAGCCUUUCCCCUCAGCAACACCCAAGCUCUCUUGGACACAUCAGGGGUCCCAGCAACCACGAGCGUUGCUAUGACAACAACCAGAACGCAUGCCAUGACUGCUGGCACUGUCAAGAGAGAGGCCCGAUGCCUGAGAUGAUGCCAGACAGGGACAAAGAAAUAGAGCUGGAACAGAAGCGACAAAUGCAGAUGGAACUGGAGAAGGAGAAGAAGAUCCAGGAGGAGCAGGAAUGGGAGCAGCAGCAGGGACUGGAGAGAAGCCAAAGCAGAGAGUUCCAGAAGCCCCACAGUCAGGUGCUCCUGGCACCAGCCGCAGACGUCAACGUCACCUGGCCAAAACCAGCUAGCCGUCAAGUGCAGGGGGGCGUCCGAGGCUUGUACAGCACCUUAGAAGGUCGCACAGAUGCAGGAAGUUCUGCCGUCUGGGAGGAAAGGAAAGGACAAAUGGAUUCUAGUUCAAGUCUGAAUCCCAACUUAAGUCUGCAAUCAAAACUUCACCCAAGCUGUAAACCUAACGCAACAUCACGGAGGAACCAGCUGCUCAGAGACCGCGCCUCUCAGCUGGCGGAUGAACGCAGCGGGAUGAGCACCGACGAGGAGACUAAUGCCGACAAGCUGCUGGGCCGGUACUGGAGUCGAACAGAGAGGAGGGAGCACUUUCUGCUGGCCCGUGAGCAAAAGCAGCUGCAGCUGCAGGCAAGAGGAGCAUCUGUAAGAGAUGUGACCAGCCGGGGAGGAGAAGGAGGUGCACUGGAGAGUAGAGGAGUUGGACCUUUUGCUGAAGGACGAUGCAACACAGUCUUGGAGAUGAGUCAAAGGAAGCUGAGUCGUCUGAGGAACAGAAAGUUGUUGGAUGACUGGACAACAGUGGAGGAGCUGCUGACUCACGGGACCAGGCUGGACAAUCUGGAGGACCUGCUGUGUCCCAGCUCCCUGCUCACAGUCACCACUGUCUGACUCAGACAGGAGAGAUGUGUGGUCCACAGCUGCUUAGGUAGCCUUCUGGAGAGUUCCCUGUGUCCACUGGAUAACACGUUUGGUGCAGAAGAAGACUUAGAGCACUGAAGCGCUGCUGUGAAAAUCUCACAUCACUUUGGAUUUGUUCCAAUCAGGUCUUUUAGAGUCACCAGUCAAUUCUGUGUAUAAGCUAAGCUGAACAUCUGCUGAUUUUCCACCGUAGCUCCCAGAUCGAUCAAAACAGAUGGUCUUUCUCCAUGAAGACGGGUCUGAGCAGCUCAUCCUAAAGUCAGAACGUGUGGAGAAGGUUCAUUAGGUCCAAAGGUUGCUUCAGUUUGAUUAACUAGUUUUUGGGUUUUUCUCUUUGUGUUUCAAACUUGCUUCCAUCGUGAACAGAAGCUUCACUGAGGCCCCUCUCUUCUCCCGAGGAGCUGAGGAACAACAUCUUCUCAGCUUUCACUUUAGAUGCCAUGAUUUUCAUAAAUUCAUGUUAUGAUUUGUGCUCAAGAGGACGACAAAAGCUGUGACGUUUCUUCUACAUGACUGAGGAGCAGCACUGGUGCUGGGAUCUUCUCUGAAGAUUCACAGCCUCCAUCAGGUCUCAUAACUGAGUCUGAAGCUGACAUGUGUUAUCGAGUGUCUGUUGGGGACUGGAGAUGAGAAGAAUGAGUGAACUUCUGGUUCUUUGGCUGAUUUGUUUGCAAAGGAGCCUUGGCUGAAGCUUUAGGUGCAGUCAUGUGAACCCUGUACAGCACAACGUGAGUCUGCGGGAUGCUUGGACUGACCCAGAGCCCCUGGAGGAGGUCUUAUGGACAUUCUGUUCAUGAGGUCUUCACCAAGCAAUACUGCAGCCAUCAGCGCUCAAAGAUGUAACAGCUUCAGCAUCGGCAGAGCUUGAUGCAGACCAACAGAGACAAUCGCAGACCAAUGCAGACCAACCCAGACCAACCCAAACCAACGCAGACCAACAUAGACCAACACAGAUCAGUGCAGACCAACAAAGACCAAUGCAGACCAACGCAGACCAACAAAGACCAAUGCAGAUCAACACAGACCAACCUAGACCAUCGCAGACCAACACAGACAAACACAGACAAUUGCAGACCAACCUAGACCAAUGCAGAUGAACACAGACCAACACAGACAACACAGACCAACACAGACCAAUGCAGACCAACACAGACAAUCGCAUACCAACACAGAACAACAAAGACCAACAAAGACAACACAGUAUGAUACAGACAAAUACAGACCAUCGCUGAUGAACGCAGACCAAUGCAGACCAACACGAACCAAUGCAGACCACCAAAGACCAACGCAGACCAACACAGACAAUCGCAGACUUACACAGACCAACACAGACAAUCGCAGACCAACAAAGACAACACAGUAUGAUGCAGACAAACACAGACCAUCAAUGAUGAACGCAGACCAAUGCAGACCAACACAAACCAACGCAGACCAACACAGACUAAUAAAGACCAACACAG